Molecule: messenger RNA, 483 nt
Organism: Lathyrus oleraceus (garden pea)
Lineage: Eukaryota; Viridiplantae; Streptophyta; Magnoliopsida; Fabales; Fabaceae
Exons: 1
Coding region: 1-483 (160 amino acids)
Source: RefSeq, a predicted model, not a curated record
AUGGAGAAUCAAAAUAAGAGAAAACUGAUCAAUGUUGAAGAGGCUGAUGCAACUCCGAAAAUCACUCGUUACUCAUGUACUUUUUGUGAAAAAACAUAUGAAACUCGUCAAGCACUAGGAGGACACCAACGUGGUCACAAACACGAACGAAAUGUCAUACGAGGGAUUAAGCCUAUGUCAAUUCCUCGUCAUCCCAAGGAAAAAGUGAAUUUGAUCACAGGAGCUUGUAAGGUUGAUAUGAAAAAUAUCAAUGAAUGGAAAAUACCAAAACAAGAUGAAGCGAAAAAGGCUCAUCAAGAUCAAAAUAGUGCAAAAUCUGAAUUUAAGUUUAUUUUGCUUCCCAUGACAAAUUCUCAAAUUAAUAGGUCUGGGAGCCAUCAAAUUUCUAAGACUGAAAUUGACUUUGGUCUGGUUUCAAAGAGAGGUACUAAUAAUGAUUUUCAUGAUGAUGAUAAAGAAGCUAAUUCCAAUUUAGUUGAUUAA